AUGAUUUCUGUGAAGCGCGUAUCGAGGCUUGUGUCGGUGAAGUGUCUGUUGUGUUCCAAAGAACUUAGAUACAACAACAACACCUCAUCUAUGCUGAGGCAUUAUAGAGCCCUGCAUGAAAACAAGGAGACCAACCAAGGUGGACCAGGCUCAGGAGAGAAGAAGGAUGUGGAUGAGAGUUUGGUCAAUAUGGUUAUUGAGGAUUCCCAGCCUUUCACUAUUGUGGAGGACAAAGGGUUCAGAAAGCUUGUUAAAGCUUUGAACCCAACCUAUGUUCUCCCCACAAGGCAGGCUUUGAAAGCUAUGGUGGAGGACAAAUAUAAGGAAUCCAAGGAGAAAGCCAAAGCCUUGGUUUUGAAGGCCUCAGUAGCUCUUGACCAAAACGCUGUGUUGUCUGUCAUCCGGGCAAACUCAAGGAAGAUAGUGGGCUAUUUCAGGAGCAGCACAACUGCAAAGGAGAGGCUGACACAGGUGCAGGAGCAAAUGGGCCAGCCAGCACUGAAGCUAGUUCAAGAAGUGGAUACACGUUGGAACAGCACAUACCAUAUGCUCCAACGUGUUUAUGACCUCAGGGAACCUGUAGGAGCAGCUUUGGCAGGCCUUCGCACUGACGUUGCCCCACUGUCAUCAGAACAGUACAAUAUUAUUGCAGAAUGUCUAAAAGUGCUGUCCCCAUUUCAUGAUGCCACAGUUGAGCUGUCAGAGGAGAAGAGAGUAUCCGGAUCAAAAGUCAUUCCUCUUUUGUCAAUGCUACACCACACACUGGAGGAGGACAUGGGAAUUCUCCAAACUCCAGAGAGCAAAGCAAUGGCUGAGAGUCUGAAGAGACAGUUACGGGAGAAGCUAUUCACAUUGCAAUCAAUGAGCAUCAUGUCACUGGCGACACUGCUUGAUCCCAGGUUUAAAAAGAUAGGCUUCUUUAGCCCCAAUAAAGCAGCAGAGGCCGAGAAGAGGCUCACUGCUGAAUGUGCUGCUGUUAUUCGAAACAGCCCGUCCUCCUCCUCGUCCUCCUCACAACCACACACAUCAGAAGCUUCUCAGCCUUUGACUCAAAGUAACAAACUGUGGCAUCGUUUGGACACCACAGUCCUGCAGACUAGGGCUCAAAAUGUCACUGCAGAUGCAACAGUGGAGGUCCAGAAGUACUUGGGUGAACCAAACAUCGCCAGAGUGGAGAACCCCUGGAAUAUUGGGAAAGACAGAAAAAGUAUAUCCCAACUUGUACCAACUUGCUAUUGCUUUUCUCUGUACCCCUGCUUCAUCUGUGCCCUGUGA
Molecule: messenger RNA, 1275 nt
Organism: Xyrauchen texanus (razorback sucker)
Lineage: Eukaryota; Metazoa; Chordata; Actinopteri; Cypriniformes; Catostomidae
Product: zinc finger BED domain-containing protein 4-like
Exons: 7
Coding region: 1-1275 (424 amino acids)
Source: RefSeq, a predicted model, not a curated record